Messenger RNA from Myripristis murdjan (pinecone soldierfish), 1761 nucleotides. RefSeq names its product histamine H3 receptor. Lineage: Eukaryota; Metazoa; Chordata; Actinopteri; Holocentriformes; Holocentridae. Gene Ontology annotation, biological process: G protein-coupled receptor signaling pathway, coupled to cyclic nucleotide second messenger; adenylate cyclase-inhibiting G protein-coupled acetylcholine receptor signaling pathway; chemical synaptic transmission. The record is from RefSeq and is a predicted model, not a curated record. Gene Ontology annotation, molecular function: histamine receptor activity; G protein-coupled acetylcholine receptor activity; G protein-coupled serotonin receptor activity. Gene Ontology annotation, cellular component: synapse; dendrite; plasma membrane. The transcript has 3 exons. The coding region runs from base 263 to 1525 and encodes 420 amino acids.
ACCGCGCAAGCUGAGCGGAGCGCGCGCCCAGAGGAUACACCUGUUAUUACUUCUAUUAAAGCCUUGUGUCUUUGCGAGCCACAAAACUUUAAAGAGAAAAUGAGAGAUCUGUGGGAAGUGUUGUCAUGUAAUCACUGGUCUCCAGUCAUGUUUGACUCUGUGGUCAUGUGGAAGGCAGCGGCGGAGUGCGUGACUCGAGUAGUUCGGUGUCUCCACGCGCUGAAUCCCAAAGGUCUAUAAUGGUUUUGACACUUCAGUAACUAUGGGCGCGCACGUUCUGGAGGCCAACUCCAGCGGAAACUUGACUCCUGCGGUGCACGAGGCUGGGACCGUCCUCCCGGGCUACCUGCUGGUCAUCUUAUCGGUCCUCAUGGUGACUCUGGUUGUCGUUAUUGUGGCUGGAAACGCUCUUGUCAUCAUGGCUUUUAUUGUGGAUAAAACCCUGAGAAAUCAAAGCAACUACUUCUUCCUCAACCUUGCUAUAUCUGAUUUUCUCGUGGGUGCCUUCUGCAUCCCAGUGUACAUCCCGUACAACCUGACAGGCCGCUGGAUGCUGGGCAGGGGCCUCUGCAAGGUGUGGCUGGUCAUGGACUACCUGCUCUGCAGCGCCUCGGUCUUCAACAUUGUCCUCAUUAGUUAUGACCGCUUCCUGUCAGUCACCAGAGCAGUUAAAUACAGGGCACAGCGAAACAUGACCCGCCGUGCUGUGGCCAAGAUGGUGGCUGUGUGGGUGCUGGCCUUCCUCCUUUACGGGCCUGCCAUCAUCUUCUGGGAGACAAUCGUCGGUCAGAGCAUUGUACCAGCCAACGAGUGUUUUGCUGAGUUUUAUUUUACCUGGUACUUCCUGCUGAGUGCUUCUACCUUUGAGUUCUUCUCCCCGUUCGUAUCAGUGGCCUUCUUCAACCUCAGCAUCUACCUGAACAUCCACCGCAGGAACAAGAACCGGGCAGCCUGCGUGGAGGACGACACCAAGACUCAAAAACACAGUAAGACGCACAAAGACGGCGGCGGCUGGUCUGUAUUUUUUGUUAAGACUCGGAAGGUGUCGUCCAGCGAGCCCACUGCUAUUUCUGCAGUUAUUGAGGAUGAUGAGGCUCUGUCCCCCUCUUCCAUUGAGGACCCCAAUAACAGCCAGAUCUUCAUGCAGAGGAAGAAGCUAUCUCCAUGCCGUAAAGACUCCAGGCUUUUCCAGCCCUCAGCCUCCUGCGUUGCGCCUGGACGCAGAACACAAGGCUCUCGUCUUUCUCGUGACAAAAAGAUUGCCAAAUCUCUGGCCAUAAUUGUCUGUAUUUUUGGGAUUUGCUGGGCCCCUUACACACUACUGAUGAUUAUCCGUGCCGCCUGCAGUGGUAAAUGUGUGGAGAACUAUUGGUAUGAGAUGACCUUCUGGCUUCUGUGGUUAAAUUCUGCCAUCAACCCUUUCUUGUACCCUCUGUGUCACACAAGCUUUCGAAGGGCUUUUUCGAAGAUCCUGUGUCCUAAACGACAAUCAGUCCAACCUCAGAUAGAGACUCAGUCUUGCUAGGGAGGAAAAAUCUUUUUUUUUCUUCUUUUCCAAAAUAAGAAUUUCUUCAAAGUUCAAUCAAAAUCAAUUUUGAAAGAAACAAAACAAAAUCUUGGAAAAAGUACAGGAUAUGAAGCUGUAGUUGUAACAUUAUUUUUAACUUUGUAAAUCACCGGACUUUUAUGCCACAUUCAAGCAUGGAUAUUAUCAUGCUUCCUGACUGUUGAAUUCUUUACUUCCUAAAGACUAUGAAGUGG